Racocetra fulgida is the source of this 204-nucleotide messenger RNA. The record is from the annotation of a GenBank genome assembly. Lineage: Eukaryota; Fungi; Glomeromycota; Glomeromycetes; Diversisporales; Gigasporaceae.
AUGUCUAAUGAUCCAGUCAAGCUCUUGACAAAAUUAUCAUACAAAAAUGGACGCCUAGUAACGGAUGUUGAAGAAGAAAUCGCUUUAUCAUUUUCCGUCGAACCAUUCAAGAAUGUUGGGGAAAGAGUAAGAGAAUACAUUGAUUCCUCGGUACUAAUGAUCCCAACACGAUUCUUUGGAAUUAUUGCCUCUUUAGAAACUUUG